Molecule: messenger RNA, 447 nt
Organism: Saprolegnia parasitica CBS 223.65
Lineage: Eukaryota; Oomycota; Saprolegniomycetes; Saprolegniales; Saprolegniaceae
Exons: 1
Coding region: 1-447 (148 amino acids)
Source: RefSeq, a predicted model, not a curated record
AUGCUCAACGAGCCGUUCAGCCGCGGGCUGUGCGUCCUCAUCAUCCUCGUCCAGUACCUCGCGAUCUGGCUCGACCGCACGCUGCUCUACUCGUCGCCACGCAUCGAUCUCUCGCUUGUGACCGACGACGACUACGCGUCACCCGACAAGAUUGGCCGCAUCGCCAACCACCAAGCGCUCCUCAUCCUUCACCGCAGACGUCGGAGCUUUUCGCGCUCGCAGCUUGAGAGCCUCGGUCCGCUCGUGAGUUUAACCGUCCUCACCGUCGGCAGCACACUUGUACCGAGCGUCGUCCAGUGGCUUGUCGUACUCCCAAGCGUUGUGCUCGUGGCCUAUGUGAUUCUCUGGCUGGCGCUCGACAAGCUCCAGGCCGACGACGAGGUCGCGCAGUGGGAGGCGUGGGAAGCCGCCAGCGUCGCCGCGCGCCAGGCCAAGUCCGCAGCCUAA